Molecule: messenger RNA, 1602 nt
Organism: Falco peregrinus (peregrine falcon)
Lineage: Eukaryota; Metazoa; Chordata; Aves; Falconiformes; Falconidae
Gene: GRPR
Product: gastrin releasing peptide receptor
Exons: 3
Coding region: 387-1550 (387 amino acids)
Biological process (GO): G protein-coupled receptor signaling pathway
Cellular component (GO): membrane
Molecular function (GO): G protein-coupled peptide receptor activity
Source: RefSeq, a predicted model, not a curated record
UGGUUCUGCUCAGCAGACCUGCAGCUGGGAAUUUAACAAGCCUCGGUUUUGAAAAUGCCUCCCGCUUACCGGUCUUUGAAUUUGAUCAAUGGCCUUCCAGAGCUGAGGAAUACCUAACAGCGAGACAAGUCAAUGAAAAAAAUGCAAGUUUCAGGAUCCAAACUACACUAAAAGAUGUUCUCCCUUCACCUUAUGGGAACAGUGCUGUCGAGCAAGCUGCAGUUGCUUUUUGGUUUGUUUAUCGCCAAGAUAUGUCACAAAGUGAUGUGACUUUUAAACUCUUCUGACUGUUCAAAGCCAGCAAGCAGCAGCAAAAUUAAAGCAAGAAAUUUACUUGAGGAUUUUCAAAGAAGAAAGCUGUCUUCCGAGAAGAGCAAAGUAGGACAAUGGCAUCUGGAGAGUGCCUCCUGCUAGACCUGGAAACAGAUAACUUCAUUCUCUACAACAUCUCUGUCAACCACAGUACAAACCUCUCCCUCCUCGGUGACGACUGGUUCUACCCAGCGUUCUUUUACGCCAUCCCCACGAUCUACGGGAUCAUCAUUUUGAUAGGCCUUAUUGGCAAUAUCACUUUGAUUAAGAUCUUCUGUACUGUGAAAUCCAUGAGAAAUGUCCCUAAUUUGUUCAUCUCCAGCUUGGCUCUGGGAGACCUGCUGCUUUUAGUGACUUGCGUGCCCGUGGACGCCAGCAGGUACCUUGCUGACGAGUGGCUGUUUGGCAGAACUGGAUGCAAACUUAUCCCCUUCAUACAGCUCACCUCGGUAGGGGUGUCUGUCUUCACCCUCACUGCUCUCUCAGCUGACAGGUAUAAAGCUAUAGUAAGGCCAAUGGAGAUCCAAGUAUCCCAUGCACUGAUGAAGAUUUGUGUGAGAGCUGCUAUAAUCUGGAUUGUAUCCAUGCUGCUUGCCAUACCUGAAGCAGUGUUUUCAGAUCUGCACCCUUUCCAUGACAAAGUGACUAAUAAAACCUUCGUCAGCUGUGCUCCUUACCCUCAUUCGGAUGGGCUGCAUCCCAAAAUUCACUCAAUGGCAUCAUUUCUCAUCUUUUAUGUCAUUCCGCUAUCUGUCAUUUCAGUAUAUUAUUAUUUUAUUGCUAAGAAUUUGAUCCGAAGCGCUUACAACAUCCCCGUGGAAGGAAACAUGCACGUGAGGAAACAGAUUGAGUCCCGUAAGCGCCUGGCCAGGACAGUAUUGGUCUUUGUGUGCCUCUUUGCCUUCUGCUGGCUUCCCACUCACAUCAUCUAUUUAUACCGGUCCUACCACUACUCAGAGGUGGACACCUCAGUGCUGCAUUUCAUUGCCAGCAUCUGCGCUCGGAUCCUGGCAUUCACUAACUCUUGUGUCAACCCAUUUGCUCUCUACUUGCUCAGCAAGAGCUUUCGGAAACAGUUCAACAACCAGCUACUCUGCUGCAGAGCUCGUCUCCUCAUGCGGUCCCAGAGCAUGGCCAGGAGUACCACACGAAUGACCUCCCUCAAGAGCACCAACCAUUCCCUGGCUACCUUCAGUCUUAUCAACGGCAAUCAUGUCUGCCAUGAAGGCUAUGUCUAAAGGGCACAGUCAGGGACCAAUGCAUCAGGUACUCAGCAUGGCCGCUUGGUUU